This is a messenger RNA of Pollicipes pollicipes, 1838 nucleotides long. Its product is annotated as retinoblastoma-binding protein 5 homolog. Gene Ontology annotation, cellular component: Set1C/COMPASS complex. Lineage: Eukaryota; Metazoa; Arthropoda; Thecostraca; Pollicipedomorpha; Pollicipedidae. The coding region runs from base 91 to 1530 and encodes 479 amino acids. Gene Ontology annotation, molecular function: protein binding. The transcript is spliced from 7 exons. The record is from RefSeq and is a predicted model, not a curated record.
CUGGGCCUUAUACAUUUAGCCGGUUUUGGCAGGGGCGCGACGUGCCUGUGUUUACUGAAGGGACCUCAUCCUGUAACACAGUGUGCCACCAUGAACUUGGAGCUGCUGGAGUCGUUCGGCCAGAACUACCCGGAGGAGUUUGACGGCACACUCGACUGCAUCUCUCGCGCCGUCACGUGCACCUUCAACCGCAAGGGCACGCUGCUAGCCGUGGGCUGCAACGAUGGCCGCGUCGUCAUCUGGGACUUCCUGACGCGCGGCAUCGCCAAGAUCAUCUCGGCGCACGUGCACCCGGUGUGCUCAGUCAGCUGGUCUCGCGACGGCGGUCGGCUGGUCAGCGCCUGCACCGACAACACCGUGUCCGUGUGGGACGUGCUGUCCGGAGAGUGCGAGCAGCGCUACCGCUUCCCUUCGCCCAUACUGAAGGUCCAGUUCUGCCCGCGCGGCCGGCGCGCCAUCCUGGUGUGUCCGCUGAAGCACGCGCCGGUCGUCGUCACCAUCGACGAGGGCCACAAGGUGCUGCCCGUCGAUGACGACGGCGACCUCAACAUCAUCGCCACGUACGACCGCCGCGGCCGCUACAUCUACACCGGCAACGCCAAGGGCCGCGUGCUGGUCAUGAACGCCUCGGACUUCAAGGUGGUGGCUUCGUUUCGGGUGACGUCCGGCGCGUCCAACACGACGGCGCUGAAGACGAUCGAGUACGCCCGUCGCGGCGAGUGCUUCCUCAUCAACUCCGUCGACCGCAUCAUCCGGGUGUACGAUGCCAAGCGUGUGCUGGCGGCCGGCGUGGACGGCGAGCCGGAGCCGGCCCAAAAGCUGCAGGACCAGGUGAACAAGACCAUGUGGAAGAAGUGCUGCUUCUCGGGCGACGGCGAGUACGUGUGCGCCGGCUCAGCGCGCCAGCACGACCUCUACAUCUGGGAGCGCUCCGUCGGCACGCUGGUCAAGAUCCUGCAGGGCACCAAGGGCGAGCAGCUGCUGGACGUGGUGUGGCACCCGGUGCGGCCCAUCGUGACGUCCAUCUCGCUGGGCGUCGUCUCCGUAUGGGCGCAGAACCAGGUGGAGAACUGGUCGGCGUUCGCACCCGACUUCAAGGAGCUUGACGAGAACGUCGAGUACGAGGAGCGCGAGUCCGAGUUUGACCUGAGCGACGAGGACCGCGCCGUGGAGCUGCACCCGGCGCGCCACGACGAGGUGGGCGAGGUGGACGUGUCCACCGUGGAGCCGAUCCAGGCGCUGCGCUCCAGCGACGAGGAGGGCGACGGCGUCGGCGACCUGGAUUACCUGCCGAUCGCGCCAGAGGUGGAGGAGCCCGAGGAGGGCUGGCCGCACGACGCGGCGCCCGAGCAGCAGGAGAACCGCCGCGACAGCCGCGACAGCCCCAAGAAGAAGCGCGCGCGCGUGUACGACGUGACGCUGGCCGACGCGCCCAACGACGAAGUUCACCCGAUGCUCAGCAGCCGGCCGGUGAAGGAGAAGCCCGCCAAGAAGCCCGGCAGGCAGAAGACGGACGCCAAGCGCAAGUAGCGCAGCCGGCGGGCGAGUCCAUUGUGGACGCGGAGGGACGGUGGACGAGUUCAUUAUUGGCGUUGAGAGACGGCGAGUCCAUUUGCGCUGUGAGGGGCGGCGAUUCCAUGUGUGGCGCGGAGCGUCGGCGGUGCGGUAUGUGCCGUGGGGGCGGGGGGCUAGUCUACCUGCGUCAUGGGGCUGUGACUGCCUCAUGCAGACAGCGCCGGCGUCAGCGGCGACCCUGCGCAGCUGCCGGGACCUGCGAUUGGCGUCGCCAUGGCAACGCACGUAGUGCAUCGCCGUCAAGUCCGGAACCGCUGCAAAUG